Messenger RNA from Suillus subalutaceus, 2713 nucleotides. RefSeq names its product SPX-domain-containing protein. The transcript is spliced from 15 exons. NCBI's taxonomy places the organism in Eukaryota, Fungi, Basidiomycota, Agaricomycetes, Boletales, Suillaceae. Gene Ontology annotation, cellular component: vacuolar transporter chaperone complex; fungal-type vacuole membrane. The coding region runs from base 143 to 2569 and encodes 808 amino acids. The record is from RefSeq and is a predicted model, not a curated record.
UAUGACUCAGCACGAUACACUCCAAGUUCUCCUUAAUUAACGCGUUAACACCCGAACUUCUUCUCGUUGGUGAGAGUACUGGCUUGUAGAACACUCUCCUCUGAAGGGUUCCUAUCUAUUCCUAUUUGUCGACAGGCACGCGAUGAAGUUCGGAAGGAAGAUCACGACUAACCUUUAUGAUGAGUGGAGACCCUUCUACAUCGACUACAAUUUGUUGAAGCGUGAACUCAAGUCUCGUACCACCUCUCACAGCUGGGACGACAAAGAUGAACGUGAUUUCACCGCCAUGCUGAAUAAGGAGCUCGAUAAAGUUCAUGAUUUCCAGAAACAAAAGACCGCCGAGUUAUCUUGUCGUAUACGGGAUGCCGAAAAAGAUGUUCAAAAACUCGUCGCUCAAGAAUCUUCUUCUUCUGAGCCGUCUCCCACCCAUUGCUCUGACCCAGAAUCGCACCAAGCACGCCCUUCGGACUAUGGCCCCGAUGAGGGUUCCGACGACGACGACGAUAUUGACGAUAACCAAUCUGAUGCAUCACUCGAAGACCUCUUUCACGGCCUUCAAGAAGAAGUCGCCACCCUCGUAGCAGAUGUUCACGACUUGGCGCUGUACACCAAGUUGAAUAUCACUGGUUUUCUCAAAAUCCUGAAGAAAAUUACAAACCUUCCGCUCAAACCUACGUUUAUUCAAAACUAUCUUGAGGAAAGACCCUUUUAUAAAUACAAUUGGGACGCCUUGAUUGUCAAGUUAUCCAAGCUCUACAACCUGGUCCGCACCCGAGGUCAUCCCGUACAGGGCGAUUCAAGCGCAGGCGGGAACCAGAGUGCUUUUGUACGUCAGACGACAAAGUAUUGGGUGCAUCCAGAUAACCUCGUACCACUGAAACUGGCCAUUUUGCGGCAUCUACCCGUCCUUGUGUUCAAUGCUGAGAAGGAAUUCGAGCAGAAGGAUGCUGCCAUUACUUCAAUAUACUUCGACAAUGAAGACCUUGAACUUUACCUCGGUCGACUAGAGAAGACAGAGGGUGCCGAAGCUAUCCGUCUCCGGUGGUACGGCGACACAGGACGUCAAAACCGUCAGUCACUCAACGUCGUCCCUCAGAUUUUCGUAGAGCGCAAGACGCACAGAGAAGACUGGACAGAACACCUGGUGAACGCAUUUCUGCGAGGAGAAUACACUAUGGACGCGGAGCUCCAGGCGCUAGCUGACAAAGGCAAGAAGACACAAGCCGAAGUCGAUUCUAUGAUUCAGCUUGCAAGUGAGGUUCAGUAUCGUAUUCUUACGAAACAGCUCCACCCGGUCAUGAGGACGUUUUACAACCGAACUGCGUUCCAGCUCCCGGGAGAUCCACGUGUACGGAUAUCGCUUGAUACGGAACUCACCAUGGUUCGUGAGGACAACUGGGACGGACAAACACGUACUGGCGAUAACUGGCGGCGAACCGAUAUUGGCAUCGACCAUCCCUUUGACCAGGUGGCAGCGGAUGAUAAGGAACUUUUCAAGUAUGGCGUUUUGGAAGUCAAGCUUCAGACUCAGUUCGGACAAGAGCCUCCCAAGUGGGUUACGGAUCUCGUCCAGUCAUAUCUUGUCGAAGCUGUUCCCAAGUUCAGCAAAUUUAUCCAUGGCUGCGCUACCUUACUGCCGAAUCGCGUAGAUCUCGUGCCAUUCUGGCUGCCCCAAAUGGAAACCGACAUCCUCAAACCCAAUACGGGAUAUCUUACAGUUGAGCGCCCCAUGAAGAACACCCCAGAUCUUCAGUCCGGUCUCUUCUCGCCCAUCUCGCCGGUUUCGCCGGUACCCUCCUAUGUUGAGCCAGUCUCGGAGGGCGAAGACGAUGAAGAGAUGGACUUGGCGCCUGCUAGAGAUGAGGACCGGCGCACGGGGCUGCCCCAGGAGGACGUUGCGGCUGCUAUCGCAUUUCGUGAGAAGUCUCUCAAGGAACGCGACCGUACAUCUCAGUUCAACGGGAGUAGCAGCACUCCUGAAGAGGUAUGUGAUGAGCGCACGCCAUUAUUGAAGCUGCCGCGGCCGCCGAGUGUGUCGAUCGACCCGCUUGCGCCGUCUUCUGCGUUUGAUGAGAGUCUGCGGGAGCGUUUACAGGCGAAUAAAAAUGCGCCGCCACGUGCGCAGGAUGGUGAGGUGCGGGAGGCUGUAGGCCUGGAUGAGGAAAACCUGCGGGAGGAAGAGCGUUUACUGGUGAGAGACUGGAGUGCGCCGUCCGGCAAGCGGAUUGCAGUGCCUGUCCGUAUCGAGCCCAAAGUGUAUUUUGCAAACGAGCGUACCUUUUUGAAAUGGCUGAGCUUUGCGGUGCUCAUCGGCUCUAUCGCUACGACGCUACUGAACUUCGUACCUGCAGACGAUCCGCGGGGCCUGAUCAGUGCUGCGCUAUUCACUCUAGCUGCGCUGUUCGCUAUUGCCUACUCAGCUAUCAUCUUCGUGUACCGAGCGCUUCGUCUGCGUGCGCGAUCGGCGGAAGGGCUUUAUUAUGACAAGUAUGGGCCGACUAUUCUUUGCUUUGUGCUGUUGGCUGCGCUGGGGACCAACAUUGGGUUGAGGGUGGCAGAUAUGUGGUGAUGACAUGGGGAUACGUUGUAUUUUCGAGCGUUGGACACUGAUAUAUAGCCGAUUUGAGGGAAUUGAUUCCCUCUUUAAGGACUGCGUAUGGGAGAUUAGGCAACUCAUUUUUGUUAUUUUGGUGCUGACUGACGUGAAUUCGAC